Staurois parvus is the source of this 438-nucleotide messenger RNA. The record is from the annotation of a GenBank genome assembly. Lineage: Eukaryota; Metazoa; Chordata; Amphibia; Anura; Ranidae.
UUAGUGAAUUUAGUGAAUGUCCCUUUUUGUCAUUUUCAAAUUUUCUGCCGUUCCGUCCCCUGUACAUCCCGAUGCUCGCAGGGAACGGAACCCAGAUGAGAGAUGCCGGCAUCCGCCAGAGGACAUUGCCGGGGACACUGCAGGAGGGACAUCGCGGGAGCGCAGGACAAGGUAAGAGCAAGAGGGAUCCCGGAGCAGCGCCGCAUGGUAUUCCCGAGUGUAGCUCAGGGUUACCGCUUGUGGUACGGAAACUUUACCCCGAGCUUCACUCGGGAAUACCGCCAGGGAGGUUAAAGCAGUAACACACUGGGGUUGAUUUACUAAAACUGGAGAGUGCAAAAUCUGGUGCAGCUCUGCAUAGUAACCAAUCAGCUUCCAGGAUUUAUUGCUUUAUAGCUUAAUUGAACAAGCUGAAGUUAGCAGCUGAUUGGCUACCAU